CUCCAGUACUUAAUGAGCCACAGGUGAAUUCUCAGACACACAAGAAUCAUUUUCAUCAAACUCAGAUUUUUCACCCAGGAAUUUCACCCAGGAAGAUGUAUUGUUUGGCAGCUGUUGCAGUCCUGCUAAUUGUGGGAUCGUUGUGUGGAUCUGUUGACGCAGCAUCAGUGCAGGACUGGUGCUACAAUGGAGACAUCUGUGGCCCGAAUGUGUGGAUCUCUAAGCCCUUUGGUAGCUGUAACGGCACUCGACAGUCCCCCAUCGACAUCGACACUGAGACGGCGCGGACCGACCAGAACCUCUCGCAGUUCACCUUCUCAGAGUACGAGGACAAGAACAUCAUGAUGGAAAUCAUCAACACUAGGAGGACAGUGAAGGUCAGUCUCAAUGACAGUGCUGAGAUCAUGGGAGGGGGUCUGAAGCACUCCUAUCACGCAGUUGAGUUUCACCUGCACUGGGGUAACUUGCACUCUGUCCCGGGAUCAGAACACAAGAUGGACGGGAAGCACUUUCCCAUGGAGCUCCACAUCGUACACUUCAAGAAAGGAUACAACUACACCCUGGCAGUGGCAGACCCAACAGGAAUUGCUGUGCUGGGCUUCCUCAUCGAGGCUACUGAUGCUAAAGACACCCCUCUAAGCUGGAAACAACUGACAUCCAAACUGGAUGAUAUCUCACACAACGUCACCUCAGCCUCUUUGAACCUGUCACUGUCCCUUGAUGACCUCAUCUCCGGGGUUAACAGGUCAAAGUUCUACCGCUAUUCCGGCUCACUGACGACCCCCCCCCUGCCAGGAGUCAGUGCUGUGGACCGUCUUCGAAGAAAAGAUUCACGUGAGCAAGGAUUUGAUUGACUUGUUUGCUAAGACGCUGGUUCAUUAUCCCAGGGCCGGUGUGAACAUCACAAACGUCUACCGACCAGUCCAACCUCUCAACUCCCGGACAAUCUUGGCGUCUCCCGGGACAAAAGCCGGGGGCCUGCUGACCACGGCCGGUGUGGACGGGGCUCCGCGUCUCUCCGUCCCCUCCGCCUGGCUCCUGGUCGCCGCGACAACAGGACUCAGCUUCCUGAGGCCUUGUUAGAUAGAAAAAGAAACUGACGUUUGGAAUGAAAAUAAAUUACAUGACAAAUGUCUUUCUCAGCGUCUUCAGUGUAAAUUCAAUGGCAAACGUUUCCACUAGAAGUCUUUCUCAGCGUCUUCAGUGUAAAUUCAAUGGCAAACGUUUCCACUAGAAGUCUUUCUCAGCGUCUUCAGUGUAAAUUCAAUGGCAAACGUUUCCACUAGAAGUCUUUCUCAGUGUCUUCAGUGUAAAUUCAAUGGCAAACGUUUCCACUAGAAGUCUUUCUCAGCGUCUUCAGCGUAAAUUCAACGGCAAACGUUUCCACUAGAAGUCUUUCUCGGCGUCUUCAGUGUAAAUUCAACGACAGACAACUUGAAGACGUUUUUAGUGUAAAUUCUUAUACUUAUAAAAUAUAUAUAUAUAUUUUAAAUGAUGUCUCUAUCGUAGAAUUCCAGGUGAUGCUAAACUUUUGGCCUCUGGUUUGUGACUUUCAGAUUGAACGUAGCUGCCCCCCCAAAAAAUUGCCAAAAAAUCUGUUUGAAAUCAGAAGCCGAUGAAUUGCACUGAAGGAGGAAAUACAUGUGGGGUUUAGAACUUUUUUGUCGAACAUUUUUCUUUCUUUCUAAUGCACUGUAUUGAAAUACUGUAUGAAAUACCACAAUAAAGAAACUCAAAGUUUAAAAGGAA
Molecule: messenger RNA, 1749 nt
Organism: Acipenser ruthenus (sterlet)
Lineage: Eukaryota; Metazoa; Chordata; Actinopteri; Acipenseriformes; Acipenseridae
Product: carbonic anhydrase 4-like
Exons: 9
Coding region: 96-854 (252 amino acids)
Cellular component (GO): plasma membrane
Molecular function (GO): zinc ion binding; carbonate dehydratase activity
Source: RefSeq, a predicted model, not a curated record